GGGUCGGUCCGGAGGUACUAGAUCGCCGGUACUGAAAUGGCGGCCACCUCAUGAUACAAGCAACAAUACGCUUGAUCCCCCUGAUCGCCAAGGUCCUAUUCUAGGAUCUCUCCGUAAGCUUGACCUCCAAUCAAUCCGGCAGCUAUUGACCGAGGCUCACCCCCAUUGGCCUCCAUGGUGGCCUCGCCCCGUUUCAAUCCUCUAUGUGCGUAUACCGUGGUGGGUGGGCUAGACUGAGAAAAGCGAUGAGGAACCCUACCGAGUAGAAUACGUAGAACUGGGCGAGCACAGGGGUUUGCAGAGAAGACUUCAUUCGUUGUGGUUCCGACGAAAUCCCCUGGCCGCUGCCUCCCUGUUCUGGAGCCAGGAUGUCGUCCAUAAAGACGCGCCGCCUCGCCUUCUCGGCGUGCGAGGGUUAAACAGAGACGCACUCCCAAGCUUCUUCCUUCCUCUUCGCCCUUUUCUUCGUUCUAUUCCUCCCGCCCUAUACUCUCAUUAAACUUACUAAUUCCCGCGGUUGUAUUUUCAAUUCUGGCUAGCUUUGCCUUGUCACUGUUAUUUCGGAUUCCGAUUAAGUGUAGACCCAGUAUAUCGUCGAGUAGAAGGAUCCCUCCCCCCAAAUCUCUCCCUCCAUUCUCCGGCUCUCUUUCCCCGUAACCGGCCCAGAGGCAUAGCAGAUCCCUUCUACCAUCGAUAUCUCCACCCGUUUCCGACCCCUCGAGAUAGUCCCGUAAUGGGGGAAGACGCAGGUGCCAUAACGGCACCGGCCGCCAGUCAUGGUGAGCCGACCGCCCAUCAAGUAUCCACCGACCACCAAGCAGUCAAGACGGUCGCCAUCCAAGAGGAUAUAUAUCCGAUCUCCCCGCGGCGCGACACGACACCCAAUCCGUUUAGUCGGAGGAACACUAGUAUGGACCUCGACGACUAUUUUACCGGUCCCCGCGAUGUGACCAAGCACUCGAAAUGGCCCCUUUUCAUGCAAAUGCAUGGGAGCAUCCUUCCCAAGAUGAUCGUACCACUGAUCGUGGUCGCUUGUUGGGCCACUCUCAUCACUUCCAUCUCGAUGAAAGUCGAGAACGUAAACCUGGGAAUUCGAUCUAUCCUAUUGACGAUCACCGGUUUCGUCGUCGGCCUGGGUCUUUCUUUCCGCAGUUCGACGGCAUACGAACGAUAUGCCGAAGGUAGGAAGUAUUGGAGUCAGUUGAUCUACACCUGCCAGGCGCUCGGCCGGGUCUUCUGGUUACACUCGGUCGAACGCGAAGGUCGGGUCAAGCAGGAUCUCCUGGCAAAACUGACGGCCAUGAACUUGCUCGUUGCGUUUGCCGUAUCUUUGAAGCACAGGUUGCGUUUUGAGCCUUACACCUCCUACGAUGACCUUGGAGAGUUAGUCGAGCACCUAGACACGUUCGCCAGAUCCGCUACCGAGGAACACGAAUUCAAGCCGAAGUCGGGAAUGUUCAAGGCGGUCGGAGAGAACCUGGGCGUGUCGUUCGCGGCAUCGAACCCGCGAAAGGCAAUGAAGCGAGCUACGAGCCCUCUCGGCAACCUGCCCCUGGAGAUUCUCUGCUAUCUGACCUCCUACGUCGACGAAAUUUCCACGAGCGGGCAAUUGCCCGUCGGAAUGCAGCAGACAGCGGCCUACAACUCCCUUCAAGCACUUAACGAUGUCAUGGUGAGCACCGAGCGCAUCCUCAAUACGCCACUGCCCAUCGCCUACGCCAUCGCCAUUUCGCAGAUUACUUGGCUAUACGUGUUCCUGCUCCCGUUCCAGCUACUGCUGGAACUGGGGUGGAUCACGAUUCCCGCCACCGUUGCCGCGUCGUAUAUCAUCCUCGGCAUCUUCUUUAUCGGACACGAGAUCGAGAACCCGUUCGGAAACGAUGUCAACGACCUGCCUCUGGACCUGUUCUGCCAACAGAUCGUACAGGAUCUGGAGACAAUCGCAUCCCGUCCGAAACCGCGAAUCUCCGAGUGGGUGGAAAACCCGAAAAACAAGGUACUCUAUCCUCACAGCCAAACGGCCUAUACCGUAUGGGCGGAGCGACCGGAGGCUGCCAUCCGCCAUGCGCUCCGAAAUCGACCACACGACGGGUAUGACAAGAUGGGCAAAGACGAAAUCGGUAAAGGGGACCGGAAUGUGUGAGGAGACGGUGACGCCCCUGGGAGCUCCCAACUGGGACUAUGUGCGGUCAUCGGGCCGGUCGGGUCGGGUCUGUCGGAUCGGGGCGAAGGAAAAAAAGAUAAUAGAGCACCCGGGUUUGGUUUUUCUGAUAGGUUCCUUGUUGGGGUUGGAAAAAGUAUAGGUGCCUCAGGCGUAUACUAUUGAAAACGACUCAGUGUCUGAUAGCGUUACUUAUUGUGCGGACCAUUGCGUUUGCCAGCUGCAAGCUGACGGGGACAAGUGAACAGGUUGAACUCGUCCAUAUGUAAUAUAAGAUAUAUACAUCACGUUACUACCCGUACAUCCUCGGUAACGUGUCACAUACAAACAUGCCAGGGCCCCCCUUCGGGG
This is a messenger RNA of Durotheca rogersii, 2512 nucleotides long. RefSeq names its product UPF0187-domain-containing protein. NCBI's taxonomy places the organism in Eukaryota, Fungi, Ascomycota, Sordariomycetes, Xylariales, Xylariaceae. Gene Ontology annotation, molecular function: chloride channel activity. The coding region runs from base 734 to 2143 and encodes 469 amino acids. The record is from RefSeq and is a predicted model, not a curated record. The transcript is spliced from 4 exons.